CUUUUCUCUGUGUGUGCUUCGGGCACACUGUGUCGCUUCGGAUCCGCUCGUGUUCUCUCGGCAGUCUCCGCCGCAUCUCUUUCCUGAGACUUCAUGAAAACAAACGGCCGAGCCGCCAUCCUCUCUCCGGGUUUGCCCGCGUGCAGUUCGUUGCGUGUGCUUUAGUUUCGGAGAGAAUAUCGUUGACUUGAGGAGGCGCCAGGAGCGGGUUCCGUGUUUGCAGUUCUCCUGCGGUUCGUGUCGAGCUCGGCUGGUCUCGGACCCCGCUCUGCCCCGCGGCUGCUCGUUCACAUUCGGCUCUUGUCGUUCGGCGGAAGAAUGGACGAGGCGGACUCGGCCACGAAGGCACUCGGGCUGGAUGAACCGCCCAUCGGCAUGCAGACGGUUGACGGCUCGGAUACCGAGUCGGAGGCCGAAGUCACCACGAUGGCCGUGAUGGCCGAACCGGGAAACAUCGACAUGGGAGCCGAGUCCUUGCCGAACCCAGACGAGGCUGAGGCGGCAUUCGCAGAGGUGACGGCUGUGACGGUGGGAGACGUUCAAGCUGCAGAGGACAACGUUUUCACUACUACUGUUGCCACAUCAGGAAGUCUACCUGAGCACAUGCUGAGUGGGAGGACAACCCUUCAGCUGGGCGAAGGUCUCAAUUCCCAGAAAGCCACUUUGAUUGUGGUUCACACCGACGGCAGCAUUGUGGAGGCUGCUGGCCUCAAGUCUGCCACUGCCAUCGCAUCAGGCCCACAGACGCCGCCCACCCCGCUGACUCCACCUCAGGACAAAGACUCCUGUUCCAAGUACAAUUGGGACCUGUCGGUCUACAACAACGAGCUGCCGGUCCGCUGCAGGAACACUAGCGGAGUCCUCUACAAGAACCGACUAGGAUCAGGAGGUAAAGGUCGCUGCAUCAGACACAACCAGCAGUGGUUCACUCCUACUGAGUUUGAGGGUCUGGCAGGAAGAGCGAGCAGCAAAGAUUGGAAGAGGAGCAUCAGAUACGCUGGAAGACCUCUGCUCUGCCUCAUACAGGAACGUAUCCUGAACCCCCACGCUGCCUCUUGUACCUGUGCAGCCUGCUGUGAUGACCUCACAGGGUGUCCAAAGGACACAGAGGCCCUGGUUGCAGAAAACAUCAGUAUGACUGGUCCAGUCCGCCUCUUUGUCCCAUACAAGAGACGAAAGAAGGACACUGAUCCCCCGGUCACUCCCCCCAAAAAGGAACUUCCUGCCACCAAAAACAUCACACUGGCUCCAGGGACCACAUGUACGUCAGGUGACCUCAGUCUGGUGUAUGGUUGGAGGAGCGGCGAAGAAAAAGAUAGUUUGUUCACCGUGUCUCCAUCGGGACAGUUCACCACCUCUGGCACCUUAACCUUUGACAGGACUCAGCCAGGCGACGCUGCCGCCACCGCGGCUGCCAUAAUCUCAGAAAGCUCAUCUCAGAGCGAGGUGUACGCCAGCACAGCAGUCCUGACAGCGUUACCAGCGCUGGCCGUAGUUCCUCAGCCGGUUCAGGCCAAGAUGACCGUGUCAGCGGCAGCGUCUCCGUCUGCAGGGAUGGUGAGUGGGCUGGAGGUCUCGCCUGUAGGGGGUGCAGGGCCAGUGGUCAGUGAGGGGCAGAAGAACACCUGGCUGUACCUUGAGGAGCUGGCAAACACACUGCUCAACAACGUCCAGCAGCUGAAGGCUCUGAUCGAACAGGCCAAAAACUCCCCAGGGGACACGGCUGGGAUCAAAGGUCAGGGAGGCAGGAAGGAGUGUGGUCUCAAUCAGUCGUUUCAGAACCAGAUUUCGUUUCAGCAGGCGGAGGACUCGGAGGUCAAGAGGAACUCCGAAAUCACAGAGAUCAUCAUUAAUAUGUGUGUGAACUGUGGCCGUGUGGCCAUGAGUGAGUGUACGGGCUGUCACAAGGUCAACUACUGCUCCACCUUCUGUCAGAGGAAGGACUGGAAGGAUCAUCAACACACCUGCUGUCAGUCAGCAGGAGGCGUGGCUGUUCAGGAGGAAGAGCCAAUCACAACCAUGGACAUGGACAAAGUGAAAUGAGGGUGCAGCAGGCCCCACCCACAGUCUGCAGGAAGACAGGAGCAGCAAGGUCUUCAAACGGGAAGUCCUCAUUCUACAGCAAACAUGUCUGUGCUGAAGACUUAAAAGCAUCCUUCUGGGACUUUUAGUGUGAAAGUUUCCCCUCAAACAGACAUGAAAGGAGUUUCUGAACUCCUGAGAGCUGAACAUGUUUCAUAAAAACUGAUUUCAUAUUUUUUAAAGAGAAGUUUGUGUAACUGCUGAACUGCACACGAAGGUGAUCUGAACUGAAUCAGUACUUCAGUAAUUAUCAGAGCAGUAAUUCACCACCACUAUGUCAUGAUGUUUACAAGAUAAUAUGCUGAAAAGUUGAGGGCUGCAACUAACCAUAAUGUUUGCAAUUCUGUCAAUUAAUUUACUAAUUAGUUCAGACACUGAUGAUAAUGAUGAUUUCUAUUUUGUACUGUCUUUCAGGGAUUGUUAUCUCUCUGUUGUUUUAUGAAACAUUAUUUUGCUGCCAUUUUAACCCCUGACAAACAGAUUUAAACCUCCAGACACCGGCCUGGAUAAAUAAAGGUCAAAUACAUCAAUAAAAUAAAACCGUUAUUAAAUUAUA
Acanthopagrus latus (yellowfin seabream) is the source of this 2638-nucleotide messenger RNA. RefSeq names its product DEAF1 transcription factor (gene deaf1). Gene Ontology annotation, molecular function: DNA-binding transcription factor activity, RNA polymerase II-specific; DNA binding. Bases 319 to 2043 code for a protein of 574 amino acids. Lineage: Eukaryota; Metazoa; Chordata; Actinopteri; Spariformes; Sparidae. Gene Ontology annotation, biological process: regulation of transcription by RNA polymerase II. Gene Ontology annotation, cellular component: nucleus. The record is from RefSeq and is a predicted model, not a curated record. The transcript has 13 exons.